Molecule: messenger RNA, 4613 nt
Organism: Calliphora vicina (urban bluebottle blowfly)
Lineage: Eukaryota; Metazoa; Arthropoda; Insecta; Diptera; Calliphoridae
Product: endoplasmic reticulum transmembrane helix translocase
Exons: 8
Coding region: 116-3778 (1220 amino acids)
Biological process (GO): intracellular calcium ion homeostasis; transmembrane transport
Cellular component (GO): endoplasmic reticulum membrane
Molecular function (GO): ATP hydrolysis activity; P-type ion transporter activity; ATPase-coupled monoatomic cation transmembrane transporter activity
Source: RefSeq, a predicted model, not a curated record
GUAUAAAUUUGUGAUUUUCAGUAUUUAUGAAUUUUCCUGAUAAUUUGUCGGAAAAUUGAGAAAAACUAUUUCCAAAAAUAAAUGACGAACAAAAGUCGAUGCAAUUGCGAAUAAAAUGAGUGGUAGCAAAGAAGAAAAAGAUGUCAAAAAUAAAUUAAUUUUGCAAAAACAAACCUUAGAUUCGGGAAAUGCAAUAAAUUCCAAAAACAAAGGUGCGAGCAUUGCUGGCACAAGUUAUGGCAUUGAUGAUUUAGUGCAAUAUGUAACACUAUACCUACGGAACCCCAUAGCUUUAAGUGGUGUCGUGCUGCCUUUCAUACCUUUGUAUCUGGGAGCAUUUUAUUUGUGGAUUGCGGUCUAUGGCGUUGAAGAAUAUUACGAAGCCGGUCUUGUUACAAUUGCUGCUAUAGCAUUUGUUCAUGUAUUGACAUUGCUGUGUUGCUAUUGGAGUGUUCAUGUUUUGGCGUUUUUAAACUGCCGGAAGGUCAAAGUACCGAAAGUGGGAGUACUCGCCAAAGUAGUUCCGACUGAAAAUAAUGGAUCAUCUGAAAUGGUAUCUAUCAGAAGAACCACAUUGGAGGAUGGCCGAGAACUGUAUUAUUUUCUGUUCCAAAAAACCAAAUACAUUUGGGAUGAAGAGAAAGCCACCUUCAGAGACAUCGAGUUUCCCGUCAAUGAACUUUUGCAGAAUUAUUCAAAGUCACGUGGUCUUGAGACGGAGGCUGCCAUUACAUUGGCAGAAAAGACGUAUGGUAACAAUCAAAUGGAGAUGGUUGUCCCAGAAUUUUCUGAAUUGUUCAUUGAGAGGGCUACUGCGCCGUUUUUCGUAUUUCAAAUAUUUUCUGUUGGUCUUUGGUGUCUAGACGAAUAUUGGUAUUAUUCUUUAUUCACACUGUGUAUGCUAAUUGUUUUCGAAUGUACUUUAGUGCAACAGCAAUUGCGCAAUAUGUCCGAAAUUCGUAAAAUGGGAAACAAGCCUUAUUUAAUAAACGUUUUUCGUCAAAAUAAAUGGAGACAAAUGUUAUCAGAUCAGUUGUUACCCGGUGAUUUAGUCUCAAUAACUAGAUCUCAAGAUGACAAUAUUGUUCCUUGCGAUUUGGUAUUGCUACGUGGAAGUUGUAUAGUGGAUGAGAGCAUGUUAACAGGCGAAUCAGUACCACAAAUGAAGGAGUCCUUAGAAUCUCUCGAUAACCUCAAUACUGAACUCGAUGUGGAUGGCGAGGGAAAACUGUUUGUUUUGUUUGGUGGCACCAAAGUGGUGCAACAUACGCCACCUACUAAAGACGCAAUGCGGGCACCGGAUGGCGGUUGCAUUGGUUAUGUCAUUCGUACUGGAUUCAAUACAUCUCAAGGCAAAUUAUUGCGUACAAUUUUGUUUGGAGUCAAACGUGUAACAGAAAACAAUUUGGAAACGUUUGCCUUCAUUGUAUUCCUAAUGAUAUUCGCUGUUGCAGCGGCUUCUUAUGUUUGGAUUAAGGGUAGUGAAGAUCCUGAACGUAAUCGCUACAAACUGUUUUUGGAAUGCACAUUAAUUCUUACAUCUAUCAUUCCCCCCGAUCUACCAAUUGAAUUGACAUUGGCCGUCAAUACCUCGCUAAUGCAACUGUCAAAGUUGUAUGUGUUUUGUACGGAACCUUUCCGUAUUCCUUUUGCUGGCAAAGUACAAAUCUGUUGUUUCGAUAAAACAGGCACCUUGACUUCAGACAAUUUGAUGGUAGAAGGUGUGGCCGGACUAACAAACGAUGGCGCCAUCAUACCGAUGGAGAAAGCAGAGGACAGUACCGUCCAAGUUUUGGCCACUUGCCAUUCAUUGGUUAUGCUUGAAGACGGUUUAGUCGGAGAUCCCCUGGAAAAAGCAACACUCACAGCUGUUGACUGGAAUCUUACAAAGCAGGAAAGUGUUAUACCAAAACGUGGAAAAUUGAAACCAUUGCGUAUCUAUCAACGUUUCUAUUUUUCAUCUGCACUAAAACGCAUGUCCGUUUUGGCUGGCUAUUUGUCGCCUUUCGGUAACGAAGUUAGUUACAUUGGCACAGUUAAGGGAGCGCCAGAAAUUUUAAUGAAAAUGUUGAAAAAUGUACCGGAAAAUUAUGAAAAGACAUUCUUAGAAUAUUCCCGCCGAGGCGCACGUGUAUUAGCUUUAGGCAUUAAAGAGUUCGGCACUAUGAGCAAUCAACAAGUCCGUGAACUUAAACGUGAAGAUGUUGAGUGUGAUCUUACCUUUGCUGGAUUUGUUAUAAUUUCGUGCCCAAUGAAACCAGAUUCCAAAAGCGUCAUCAAAGAGCUUAUUCAAGCUUCUCAUAAGGUGGUAAUGAUAACUGGUGACAAUCCUUUGACCGCUUGUCAUGUUGCCAAAGAAUUGCGUUUUACACGAAAGAAGUUGCUUGUCCUCUCUGCCUCUCCCAAGAUCGCAGGCGAAUGGCAGUGGGUUUCUAUUGAUGGUGAAAGUGCUUUUAGUCUGGACUUGGACUCUUUGAAUGAUUUCGAUCUAUGUAUAACCGGCGAAGGUCUGCAAUAUCUUAAGGAAAAUCAGCAUAAAUACAUGUUGCAAAUCCUACCGCGCAUUACAGUCUGCGCCCGCUUUGCACCCAAGCAGAAGGAAUAUGUAAUAACGACGCUUAAGUAUCUCGGCUACUGUACUCUUAUGUGUGGUGAUGGUACAAACGAUGUGGGUGCUUUGAAACAUGCUAAUGUGGGAGUAUCGUUGCUCUCUAAUGUACCAUCGAAACGAAACACCAACACUGCCCUGGCGGCUACUGGUACUGUUGAAAAUGCUGCUACCCCAACUAAUGUUGCAGCUACUGCCAAUCAACGGUUAGGUGGUCGCAACGCUCCAGCAGCUCUGGCUAAUCGUCCACAAAACCAUGCAUUGUCACCACGUGAGCGUGCACUUCAACAGAGACGGGAACAACUUUCCCAAACACAAGCACGAUUGCAAACAGUGUUACGAGAAAUAGACGAAGAACAGGUGUCGGUUGUAAAAUUGGGUGAUGCUAGUAUUGCAGCACCAUUUACUAGCAAAUCGUCAUCGAUUAUGUGCGUUAAUCAUAUCAUAAAACAAGGACGCUGUACUUUAGUCACCACAUUGCAAAUGUUUAAAAUUUUGGCUUUAAAUGCUCUCAUAUCAGCCUAUUGUCAAUCUGUGCUCUAUAUUGAUGGUGUAAAGUUCAGUGACACGCAGGCCACAUUGCAGGGUCUCUUCAUUGCAGCAUGUUUCCUUUUCAUUACACGCUCAAAACCUUUAAAAACCCUCUCUAAAACAGCACCCCUGCCAAAUAUUUUUAAUUUUUAUACGGUCACUACAAUACUGUGCCAAUUUGCUGUUCAUUUCACAGCAUUGUUUUAUUUAACCCAAGAGGCAACGGCCAGGGCUCCACCAAGAGAAGGCAAAGUUAAAUUGUACAUUGACAUGGAUGCUGAAGAAAAACAAAAGUUUGAACCGAAUAUUAUUAACAGCACAGUGUACAUAAUUUGUUUGGCAUUACAAGUAUCCACUUUUGCUGUAAACUACAAGGGGCAUCCGUUUAUGGAAAGUUUGCGUGAAAAUCGUUUACUUUUGUAUUCAAUUCUUGUGUCUACUGGUUUGGUGGUUAUGUUGGCUUUAGGUCUAUCGUCAGAUUUGACAAACACCUUUGAAAUUGUCGAUUUUCCUAGUGAUUUCCGCCAAAUACUGAUCUACGUUUUGUUGGCCGAUACCAUUGCAGCCUUUGUGGUUGAUAGAGUAUGUUCAUUCCUUUUCGGUGAAACCAGACGAAAAUCUAAAGCACUGAAUUCUUAAAAUCAUUCUAUCGUAUUAAUUUUCUUUAUCUCUAUCAAUUCAUCGGUUUUUGAAUUACAUAUUUAUUUAAAUUAUGGAAUUUCUUACUCUUUAAGAUUUUUAGUAUAAUUAUUUCGCUUAUGCUUUUGUAAAGCUAUCAAAAUAUGUUCUUUUCUUUUUUCCCCUUGUUUGGAAUUUCAAUCAGUUUAUAAAUAAUUGUCUUUUAGUAAAUGGUGUAUUGUUUUUUCCAUUUUUUUGUUAUAAUUUAGAGCUUUGGCUCAUCAUCGUAUCUAAUUUACAUUACUAAUUUACUGUAAUGUCGUAAAAACUCGAGUUAAUUUAUUUAAAAAUAUUUAACUAUUUUUGUUAUUUUACGAGUGUUUUCCUUUUUAUACCAAAUGUAUAUGAUUUUUAAUUUUUUAAAAUAAAAACUGAAAUGAAAAAAAAAAAUAUUUAAAAUUAUAAGAGGACACACAGCUUACUUACAAAACACACAUUUAAACAUACAUACCCGAUUGUAUACAUUCAUACAUACAUAUAGAUAUUAUGUAUUUAUACUAUAUGAUGCAUUUGUUGUAAAACAAACAUACAUAUUUACAUAUGUAUGGAUACAUUACAUACAUCAUAUGUAGGUAGAUAUUCAAUACAUUUAAAACCAGAAAAUUUAUGUAAAGAUUAAAUAAAAUCAGUGUUUUAUUAUUAAUUAUAUAUAGUAUACAUUAAUAAAUACAUACAUAUAUGUAAGUGUACAUAAAUAGAUCAAUUUAUAUUAUUUCUCUCUUUAAACUGGUAGAAUAAAAAAAAUAAUAAUUUGAAAAGAAAAAAGAUUAAAAAUAUAUUCUUUUGUCGUGCUAAA